Molecule: messenger RNA, 1735 nt
Organism: Pseudo-nitzschia multistriata
Lineage: Eukaryota; Bacillariophyta; Bacillariophyceae; Bacillariales; Bacillariaceae
Source: the annotation of a GenBank genome assembly
CGUAAUGGUAUGUACCAUACAUUACACCAUACCGUACAGUGCGGGGAUGUACGGUGUACGGUACCACAAGGAAUGAGGUAUUGCGAUGCGAUGCGAUGCCAUAACCAAACCAAGACGAAACUGCCACCUCCCGAACACCAAACAGGCAACCCUCCACGCCGGACUCGUUUCCAAGGGCCGGACCACCGCCCAACCACCACCCGCUAGCGCACGCAACACAAUGGACGUGAUCGUUCCGGGGCCAUCCAUACGGCCCUUCUGCGCCGCCAUCGGCUGCCUGUCCCGGAUCGGGAAGGAACUCUACAUCGACUUCGAUCCGAUCGAUGGAUUGUCGGUUCGUUCCCUGAACGAUUCCAAGUCCGUCUUUGGGAGUUUUCACUUCGAGCCGGCCUUUUUCGACCGGUGCAGGUCGGCCCGAGCCUCCGUCGAUCCGGCGAGGAGCCGAAAGCGAAGGAUCGGGGGGGAAUCGACCGAACGCAGCAGCAGCAGCAGCAACAAAAACGACGACGACGAGCGUUGGACCGUCCGGAUCGCCAUGAAGGCACUGGCCCCCGUCGUCCGGCAGCGGAGGGACGUCCUGGACCUGCGCGUUUCCACCUCGGGGGACCACCUGGCCUUUGGGUUCCGGCUGCAAAAGACCAGCGGGUCGGUCGUCUCCGUGUCCCACAGGGUCGGCUACGCGCCCGCAAAGGGGGUCGCCGCCGUGGCGGACACGGAGGGGGCCUCGGAGCUCGUCGUCCAGCCGGCGGUCCUGGCCACCAUGCUGGAGCCGCUCAAGCGGUCGGCCGAGAUCGCCCUGCUGGUCAGCGAGACCCACCGGCUGGUCUCGGGCGUGUCCUUUGCCCACGACGAUCUCCCCGAGGGAUCCUCCCCGUCCCCUUCCGCUCCCGGCCGGGGACGCGAUCCCUCGAACGCCCCGCUCAAGACCGAAACGAGCGUCGGCUACGACGACCUGGUGGAGGUCCACUACGCCGGGAGGCCGGGGGCCGGCCGGGGGAUCCUGGAUUCGACCGGGAUCGAGCCUCCGGGGGACCUCCACGAGCGGGUCGUUCUGGUCUUCACCCUCAAGGAGUUCAAGGCCUUUCUGCAGUAUUGCUCGCAGGCCGUUCCGGACCGGGAGCUCCGGACGUCGAUCCAGUUCUUCUGGGGCGGGAGGCCCAUCGUCGCCAACACCAAGGGGGACCAGUUCAGCGCCGAACUGGUCACGGCGACCCUGGACCACAGGCUCCUGGGGACCAUGAAAACGUCCGCAACCAGCACCGAAGCGGGGCGCUGAGGCCUCUUUUUCUCGUCUCCUCUCGGUCGGUUCCCUUUUUGCGGUGCUUGGUGGAGAUUUUUUGGAUGGGUAGCAGCGACGCUCCGGCAUUCGCAGCUGCUGGACGGGCAUCGGUCGAACUGCGAGUGCCGCUGCUCUCUCGCACCGGAGCUGGAAACAAGGUUGUUGUGAACGGGAGAGCUAGCGGGGAUGGGGACGAGGUCGUCGUCGAAACUGUUGAAGUAUCCGAGGACGUGCUGGCAUGUUUUCUAGGGAGGAGGGACGGUGUCGGGUUCACGGGCAAGCUACUGACAACGAACCACGGACCAACAACUCAAAGGAAGAAUGAGGUUGACAUGGUCUUCUCUGUGUGAGUGAUCUACUACUACUACUAUUAAGUAUUGGUACUGUUUGCUACAAGCAAGUACUUCUACUGAUUAUGGAUCGUCAGUUGAAAACUAUGACGGGCAUUUUCAUUCU